UUGCUCCAUAUUUUUUGUCAUCCAUCAGACUACAGAAUAGUCGAGGACACUGUCGAAAACUAACAUGGCCAAUAUAUCAACAAUAUAUAAGCUAUCCUUUCUCGCCUUUACUUACUUCAUGCACGUCUAUGGAACAAGUUGUCCAGUUCUGGAGUGCUGGUUUGUCCAGGAGAAACCAGGUAGAGGUGGGGGCUUCCAUGCUGCUAUGAGCCAGGAGAAGACACUACUUUACAUCAAUACAGACCCAGACAGUGAAGAAACCAGGUCAAAGCAGGGACCAUCUACAGACCAUGAUAGAGUCUACUACGUCACUGACCCAGCAGCCACCCUCUGCAGUUCUUCUCUGCACCCACCAGAGGGCUCAGUCCAGAAGCCACAGUGCGAGAUCAACCCCUUCAUGCCCCAGCCAUCCACCGUCCAAUGGACAGUCCCACUCACGGACUCUGCCCACAGUCCUAUCUACCUGCAAGCCGACUGGUACUCUGCUGCCUUGCAGGGCCUUGACGGACAACUGGGCCUCUCCAAUGUCAUGCGUGCUCCCACAGCAACCAAGGAACCCAAUGUGGUGCUCAGUGUGUCCAGUAGAACCUCCAUGAUCCGUUCCAGACUCGGGGAACCAGUGGUUCUAGACUGUGGGUUCUGGGUGGAGGCCUCUUCUCCUCUCUCUGGCUCUGGCUUCGCCGUGGAGUGGCGCUACCAGUUCAGGGGCGAUGGACGUCUGGUCCUGGCAUACGACGGCAAGAGUGACCGAUUUGCCGAGACCCAGGAAGAGGGAGCGGGGCUAGACUUCACGGCUCUGCACGAGACAGGAAAUGCAUCUCUGAUCCUGCAGGAAGCUCAAGUGCGCCACUCAGGAACCUACAUCUGCACGGUGUACUUGCCCUAUCUCCUUGCUCAGGUGUUAGUGGAGCUGGAGAUUGUAGAGCCUCCGUCCCUCUCCAUCUUCCCCUCCCCGCUCCCUCUCUCCGUGCCCGGACAGGUGGUGACGGUGCAGUGCGAGGCGUCAGGAUUCUCCCCCCUCUCCAUGGAGUUCCGCUGGGAGUUAACAGGGCCAGAUGGUAGGGUCAGGCCCCUGGGUCAGGGAAGCGUGACGGGCCACAGACAGGGCCCAGACAGCACUUACAGCCAGACCAGCCGUCUGGAGUUGGACUCAGCCAAGCUGGACCUGGGCCGCGGCGGGGAGGUCACCUGUGUGGCGGUCCACCCUGGAGGCACCCGGCGGGCCAGCGUCACCCUCAAUGUCACCGGUGUCAGUGCUCCCUCCAUUGAGGACUCUAUGGCGAUGGUUGCUGUGGCCCUGGGGACAUAUGGUUUGAUCAAGGUCCUCUCCUGGACAUUUAGCUCUGGGCCCGAUGAUGCUAACUCACAAGAGAAGGAAGUGAAGUAAAUGUGGAAACAUCUGGGAUUCCCAGUGUGAGAAUUCAUCUCUAGAAGAACUCAAGAGACUUGUGCACAUGAGAAUGUGUACAUGUGGAUGCAGAUCAUUUUGUGUUGUGGCUCUAUUGGGUUAAUUGAACCUGUAUUUAAAGAUUGAACCCUGUCAUUAUUUGCUUUCUAUGGAUUCUGAAGGUAAAUAUAAGACUACAUCUUUUCAAUUGGAAUAUCAUUUAUUUUCAUCAUAAAAUGUGUUGUAUGUAUAGUAAUUCCCUGGAAGUGUGUUUAUAUCAUUUGGUUUGUUUUGGGUAAUGUUUAAUUGUAUCUUGCCUUGUAAAGAAGGUAUAGGCUACUGUGAAUAAUGUUUUUCUUAUUGAUGUUCCUAUCAUCACAUCAGAGCUGUUAGAUUAGUGUAUUGCCAGGAAUGAGCAACAACUUUGAGCAAAUGAGGACUAUUUGUAAUGGGAUGUAAUAAAGUCUUUCUUCAUCUUCAAA
This is a messenger RNA of Coregonus clupeaformis (lake whitefish), 1869 nucleotides long. RefSeq names its product tapasin-like. The record is from RefSeq and is a predicted model, not a curated record. Bases 65 to 1387 code for a protein of 440 amino acids. Lineage: Eukaryota; Metazoa; Chordata; Actinopteri; Salmoniformes; Salmonidae. The transcript is spliced from 9 exons. Gene Ontology annotation, cellular component: membrane. Gene Ontology annotation, biological process: antigen processing and presentation of endogenous peptide antigen via MHC class I.